Cyclocybe aegerita is the source of this 321-nucleotide messenger RNA. The record is from the annotation of a GenBank genome assembly. Lineage: Eukaryota; Fungi; Basidiomycota; Agaricomycetes; Agaricales; Hemipholiotaceae.
AUGUCUGCAACUCCACCACGUUUGACUUCUCCAAUCUCUCCAGGAAGAACACAUGGAACGCCCGGGACGCCCAACACUGGCCCAAGACGAGACUUGAAUAACGUUUCGAUUUUCCCAAGAACUGUAGAGGAAACCUCGCCUUCCUCGACGCUCUCCGGCAGUGUUUCUGGAGGCCCUCUGAGACUAGACACACGUCUAAGCAUGCGCAACAUCCCUGGUGUCCCGACGCGGGCACUCGUCGUUCGCGCAGACCCCUCCAUGUUGACCUGUUUCGACCCUGCAGACAAGGAACUGUACGACUUAUGGGCACCUUCACGAUAG